Messenger RNA from Prionailurus viverrinus (fishing cat), 192 nucleotides. Its product is annotated as keratin-associated protein 19-4-like. Bases 1 to 192 code for a protein of 63 amino acids. Lineage: Eukaryota; Metazoa; Chordata; Mammalia; Carnivora; Felidae. The record is from RefSeq and is a predicted model, not a curated record. The transcript has a single exon.
AUGAGAUACUACGGCAACUACUAUGGAGGCCUGGGCUUCGGCUGUGGAGGCUUCGGUGGCCUGGGCUGCGGCUCUGGCUGGGGAUGUGGCAGCUUCCGCAGACUGGGCUGCGGCUGGGGCUGGGGAGGCCUCAGACAUGGCUCCUGCCGCCCACUGUGCUACGGCGGAUAUGGGUUCUCUAGCUUCUGCUGA